This is a messenger RNA of Pelagomonas calceolata, 3046 nucleotides long. NCBI's taxonomy places the organism in Eukaryota, Pelagophyceae, Pelagomonadales, Pelagomonadaceae. The record is from the annotation of a GenBank genome assembly.
AUGGCCGAGGUCUGCGCCCGCGUCCACACAAUGCGGGCAGCCCUGUCCCUUCACAGCGACCGCACCUGGGCAGCCCACCUGGGAGAAGAUGUUGCGCGAACGCGGCCGCGCCUCCUCGGCGGCGCGCACACUCCCUAGGGGGAUCGAGAGGUAGAGCGGAGAGCAAACGCGCGCCCCACCCAACGCAGGAGCGCGUCCGCCUCGUCCUCGUCGACAACGAAGAUGGAGACGACGUGAGCAUCAUCUCCGAGAUUUGUAUAGAUGAGCCGCCGCCGCGCCCCGACGACGACGAGCUUAGUGACGACGAGGUCAUGCCCACACCAAAGCGCCGCGGCCCGCCGGUAUCGAGGGAGAAGCCGCCUCCCAAAAGGAGGCGCGACCCGCCGAAGCGCUCCCAGAUGAAGCAUCCUUCACAAGAAGAGAAGCACGCCUGGCCCGCCAAUGCGCCGCACGGCGCUGGACUCAUUGGUCACAAAAUCAGAGUGUGGUGGCCCCACGACCGCGCCUGGUUCGUUGGUCAUGUCAACGCCUUCGACGGCGGGAGGCUGCACGAAAUUCGGUAUGAGGACGGCGAAGACUGGGACGAGGACCUUGAACAGAGGCGCUGGGAGCUCGUCGUGACGGCAGCGAAGCGCGCGCCGCCGCCGAAGGCGCGCAAGCCCGCGCCCGCGCCGAAGCGCCGCGCGGCCGAGGCCCCGUCCGACGACGACGCGGCGCCCGUACGGCCGCGCGCGCCGCCGUCGAAGCGCGAGCACCACAAGCGCGACGUCGUCGCCGAGCGCGCCGUGCGGGCCGCCGAGGAAGCUGAGGACGACGACGACGACGACGACGAGGCGAAGGAUCAAAGGCUAGCUUUUGUGGCGUUCAAGGCCAAGCUCGCCCAUGAAAGGUACGGCCUCGGCCCUCCAAACUUAGAAGGCUGGCGCGCCUGGCGCAAGCAGAACUGGCUGAAGUCCAAGCCGAACGGCCAUUCGUAUUACUACGCGGACCCGCGGGGUCGGGAAUACGAGUCGAUUCAAAAGGCGGUCAUGGCCUUCGUGUCCAUGGAGCGCGAAGGGAAUGGUGUCGAUGUGGACCAUCUGCGGCGGAAGCGCCAUCAACGGAGGGAGCAGCUCCGCGAGGAGGAGUCCUCUGAAGAAGAAAUGGGUCCAGAUACGAGGCCGUUGUUAACGUGUCGGAAGUGCGGCGCUUUUAGUACAAGACAUCCACCCGCUCGAAGUAAUCAUGAGAAGAAGUGUCUAGGGUCCGCAGAAGCGAACGCGGCGAAAUUAACACCUUGGGAGCGCGAGAAGGAGCGGAGGCGGAACGAUCCGACGUACGUGCCGUACCAGCCGCCGCCCAAGAUCGACCCCAAGACCUGGCGCUGCAACUGGUGCGGGAGCGGGGUGGGGACUACCGGAAGAGCCAAGCCGGGGCCCGACGGCCCUUAUACCCUUUGUGAUAUCUGCUACGGUAGACAUCAACGGGGCGAGAAGGGUCCUAGAAAAAUUGAAGAUUUGGGCAAGUUCGGGCGGUUCCCUCUCACAAAAAAGCGCACGAAGAAAGCGAUCGCGGAGCGGGGGCCGCUCGACUUUCGAGUCGGGUGCAACCUCGACGGGAACGGGCACGCCGUGCGGCCCAUCGGCAACGAGUUGUUAAAUCAGCGCAUCAAGGUCUGGUGGCGGGACGACGAGAAGUGGUACGAGGGCGUCGCGACCUGUGUACAAGUCAUUUCUCGGCGAUGACGCGGCGGUGCUGGCUCGCUCGAGCGGCGAGGCACCGGCAUCGCCACGCCAUCGAGCAGGCGUCGCGUCGAUGGCGUGGAGGACGAUGCGGCGAUUCAGCACGAGCGCGCCGUAAAAUUUUGAUUUCCACACAGGUCGUGACGGCCUUCGACGGGUUCAAGCACGUCGUUAGGUAUGACGACGGCGACGCCGAGCUCCUGAACCUGACCGGGCCCGGGCGGGAGGAGAAGUUCGAGCUGAUUAUUGAUUUGACGAAGGCGCCUCUUUCUGAGGAACCGGCGCCGCGCGAUCCCAGGACGCGGGUCAAAACGGAACCCGCGCCGCCCCGCCCGCCGCCCGCGGCGACGCCCCGCCAGCAGGCCGCGGCGGCCAAAGCUGCGGCCUACGCGAAGCAGCGCGCCGACGAGAUCGCGCGCGUCGGCAUCGACCCGCGCACGGCCAAUGGGCUCGAAACGCUCGUCGAGGAAGCGGGCCUCGGGGGUGGCAAGGGCGCGGUUCCGCGGGUGCUGGCGCUUGAGCGCGACGCCAAGGACGACGGCGACGAGGAGAAGGGCGACGAGUUUUCUGGAAUGAAUACCAAGCAGCUGAAGGAGGCGAUGAAAGCCCGAGGCGUCGGCCGCGGCGCGUACGACACGCCGGCCGAUUUUAGAAGGAAGCUGCGGGCGCACAAGGCCGAGAAGCCCGUCCGACCCGCGCGGGUCAAAGCCGAGAGCUCGGAGGACGAGGAGGAGGAGGAGUGGGACGCGCGGCCGCCCAUUCAUCCUAGGAAGGGCGGCCGCUCGCCGCCCUGGCGCAAGGAGGGCGUGACGAAAUCAACGAGAAAGCCAGAAGGAAAGCCGCGACAUCCUCAUCGACCGUCACGCUUCCAUGGGGUCUCUUGGGUGGCGGCUCGAGGCUACUGGCAGGCGCGGCUCCAGGGCGGCGCGGGCUAUUUGGGGACGUUCCACGACGACGAGGAGGCCGCGAAGGCGGUCAACGCCGAGAUCAAGAGGCGCGGCCUGGAGCACUGCUGCCGCCUCAACCCGGUCGGACCCGACGGGCGCGUGAUUCCUAAGGUCGCGGGAGAGAAGCGCUCUCUCGGGCGCGUGUAUCACCGCCGCGCACCGACGCCGCCACCUCCUCGUCCGCCGGCCGGGGGCGCGCAGACGCCGCGGCAGCAAGCCGCCGCAACCAAGGCGACCGCGGCAGCCAAGGCCCGGAAAAGAGAGAUAUCGCGCGUGGGCAUCGAUCCCCGGGCGGCACCCAAGGUGGUGGCGAAAAAGCCCCGCAGCUUUCACUUACCCGGUUAGGGCCUCCCCAUCGACUAAUUGAUCGCAAAACCA